Xenia sp. Carnegie-2017 is the source of this 3130-nucleotide messenger RNA. Its product is annotated as rRNA N6-adenosine-methyltransferase ZCCHC4-like. Gene Ontology annotation, molecular function: rRNA (adenine-N6-)-methyltransferase activity; nucleic acid binding; zinc ion binding. Gene Ontology annotation, cellular component: nucleolus; cytoplasm. The transcript is spliced from 16 exons. Gene Ontology annotation, biological process: rRNA methylation. The coding region runs from base 203 to 1618 and encodes 471 amino acids. NCBI's taxonomy places the organism in Eukaryota, Metazoa, Cnidaria, Anthozoa, Malacalcyonacea, Xeniidae. The record is from RefSeq and is a predicted model, not a curated record.
UUGAUAAAUAGAGUUAGAGAGUAUUUUAUCCACUCGCGACACUCGUAUCCAUCGUGUCGUGUUAUUUCUGCUCAAUGUUUCUGCUGACAUGAUACAAUCGAAGUGCACAAUGUUGAUCCGUGUAUAAAAAUCAAUAUUAAAGUAAUAAUAUAAAUUCACAAGUUAGUGAAAAUUGGAAAAAGACACUAAAUUUAUUGUUGUUAUGCAUCCAUCAUGUCAAAGAUUCGGAGUUGAAGUGUUCAUAUCUGAAGAAGGUGACUACCAGACUCCAUGGUGUCCACAUGGACCAAUGUUAAUGUUUGAAAGAUAUUUUGAGUCUAAACCACCAAGACGAUUUUUUGCAUGCUCCGCCUGUCGUGAUCGAAAAGAAUGCAGCUUUUUUCAAUGGGCAGAUGAGUCUCCAAGCAAGGUGUCUAUUGAGGCACACCAAAAGAUCAUAGAAGCAUCACAACCAUUAAUGAACGCUAAGCAAUUUGGCAAAAGACUAAAGAUAGUCAAAAGUUUAAACGACUAUGAACGGACUUACUGUCAUACCUGUGAUCUGUUGUUACUACCUAAAGAAUUAAAGAAACAUGCAAAACAUGAAAUUUUAUGUAAUGUAACAAAUGAAAUGAUCACAAAUGCAAGUCGUUUCUUGAAGCCGAAAGAAAACAAGAAAUCGCAUGCUCAAUAUCUCUUUAAUAAUGACGCAAUUGAAUUUUUUUUGAACACUUUUCAAACUCUUGGUUACCAGAAGAUAAUUUGUGUAGGUACUCCUAGAAUACAUGAAGCAAUUCAAACUAGAAAAACUGGUGUGAUUGACAGUAUUUUAUUGGAUAUAGACCAUAGACAUGCCCAGUUUCUUGAAGACGAUCAUUUUAUUCACUAUAACAUGUUCAACCAUCAUUUUUUUGAAAAAGACCAUGCAAUGGUUUGUUUUAAGAAGUUCUUGUACAAUUCGUUACCCAGUUCUCUGAUGGUUAUUUUGGAUCCACCAUUUGGUGGGUUGGUUCAAGUGCUGUCAGUAUCCCUAAAAAAACUUUGGAAGCUUGUUUUGAAUUAUGUGAAAGAAGGAGAUGAUUACCAUUUAUCUUGCUUGUCAACUUUUUGGAUUUUCCCUUACUUCAUGGAAUCACACAUUACCAAAGAAUUACCAUUCUUUAAGAUGUGUGAUUUUAAGGUUGAUUAUGACAAUCAUCCACUCUACAAGAAGCAUUUCAAAACAAAAAAACUAUCUCCUGUCAGAGUGUUCACUAAUGUCUUGUUAAAGACCAUCAUUCUACCACCAAAUGAUUAUCGUUUUUGUGACAAAUGUCAACGAUAUGUCAGCAAAGAGAAUUUACAUUGUGAUCUAUGUAACGAUUGUCCUUCUAAGCAUAACAUUGUUUGGCAGCAUUGUCUUAUUUGUGGGAAAUGUGUAAAGAAAGGUUAUGUUCACUGUGACAUAUGUAAAUCCUGCAAACCUCCUGGACAUGAUUGUGAAAGUUUAACAAGAGGAUGUCAUAUUUGUGGAGAUUUUGGUCACAAAAGGAAAGCUUGCCCUCAAAGACACACUAAAAUGAAUUCAAAUGAGAAAAAAAGAUUCCAUGAUGGCAAACAAAUCACUGAAUGUAAUAAGAUCAGGAAAAGAGAACAUUGAUGGACAAGAACUAUUGCUUGAUGUUUCAUACAUCUUAAAGAAACAUGACAGUGAAUCCUGUCUGUCUCCUUAAUUUAAAAUUUAAGGCUUGAUCAAGUCUUCUAAUGUCAACAUGCAAGAUAGAAAAGGAUCUGAAAGAUGGAGAUAAGUGAUGUAUGGAAGUGAAAUAUAUUUAUCUUUUCAUCCAAAUUCAUUAAUUAAAAGUUUGGCAAAUCUUAUACAUCUGCCCUUAUACUUAUAAAAGCAAUUAUUUGCAUACAAGGAUACCCAGAGGUUAUGUAGGUGUUGACAGUUUGUUGAGUUCAUUGGGUUUUGAAAAGACUUAUGGCUAUACUGUGACUGUACAAUGCAUGACAGACUGGUAAACAUGAUCUGGGUUUGCAUAAUUGUUGAAGAUAUGUGAUGGUGGGGAAAAUUUAUUGGAGUGAGGAUAGAAAGUCAAGGUUGUGAGCACUAUCUGUAACAUUCUCAAACUUAACACGUGACUUAUUUUGACCAAUUACAUUUGAUAAUUGGCACUAACUUUGCCGAUCCUUCACGCGCCAUGUUUAAAAGGAUUUCUUCCUGACACACUCUUUAUCGUAUUGAAAAAGUCAUCCACGAACUCAGCAAAUCUGUUGUCGAUUUGUCAAAGCAAAGAGAGUCUCACGGCUUGCUUUCUUUGGUACAAGAUUGUUUAUAACUUUGUCAAUGAUAUACACUUUAUCUCCUUAUGUCAACUGAAAUAGUGGAUUCAAAGAUAUUUCAAGCUUUUUUAUUUACUUAAUCAAUCAAGAAGAAUGUUGAAGCUUGAAGUCAAGAGAAGAGUGGAUACACAGGUGGUGAUAGUCGUACAUCGAGUCUCAAGAAAGAAUCGUUUUAAAGAAAGAACUCUUUGGAAUCACCUGUGUACGAUACAUUCAUAAUAAAGCGUGUUACAUCUCAACAGCCUAACCAAAAGGUGAACAGAAAACAACGACAGCCAGUGCAAUGGCAGAACAACGAUGAAAUUGAAUUUGACAAAGUGAGCAUUUGUCGAAAAGAAUUUGGGUAUAUAAACCGAUCAACAGCUAGAAGUUUAGAUAAACGUCAACGUUGAUGUUGGGAAAGAAUUUGCUGAUAACUGACAGAUAUUCUCAGCGUGGAUUGCACGCAAAUUAUUAGCUAUCAAAGCAGAGGCUCUGAUAUUUAUAUUAAGAAUUCGCUUUCCGCCCUGUAUACCCUGGUCACAAUUCUGAAGAAACUGUCAAAGCGGAAUUAUUACGAGUUAAAUUACUACGAGUGAACUACGACAAGUGACAUUGCGUUGGUAAAGCUAAUAUCGACAGCAGCCGCUAAAAGAAAUCUGCAUGGUUUAGCCGUAAGAAAACGUGCUGCUUUUGAAAGACUUAUUACUUUUCUCUAUCUUUUUCAAAAGAAGACAUAAGUAACUAUAGAUAUUUUGCUUUUGUAUUACCAAACUAACAUUAAUAUAAAUGUAUUUAUUUGUAAUACUUUUUCAGUCUUUAUAUCAACACUCGACUACGAAUAUGA